Molecule: messenger RNA, 3698 nt
Organism: Glycine soja
Lineage: Eukaryota; Viridiplantae; Streptophyta; Magnoliopsida; Fabales; Fabaceae
Product: protein WEAK CHLOROPLAST MOVEMENT UNDER BLUE LIGHT 1-like
Exons: 3
Coding region: 236-3268 (1010 amino acids)
Source: RefSeq, a predicted model, not a curated record
GUUUGCGUUACAAGGUAGGCUCCACUAGCUGUUCACCCUUUCUUGACCCUUUCCCGUUUUUUCCUCCCUUCUAAAUUUAGCUCCAACUUUUCCUCCCUCAGUUUAUUUUUGCAGAAUCUAAUUUUAAUUUCCAUUGUCUUUCCUCCUCAAAAUUAUUUUCACUCAUCAUUAAUAUCUCCUAACUCUCAAUCAUCAGUUUCGUUUCUGCUUAAUCAGGAUCCUUUGGCACUUUCAAAUGGAGGAUGUUGAUGACAAGCUGCCACUGCCAGAACCCUCUUCAGUAAGUGCUGAAUUGAAGCCACAGGCAGAAACCACUGAAGAAAAUCCUGAAGUGAUAAACCCACCCAGUAGUCAGUCUUUUGUUGAAGCUCCUAUCAACCAAAUUAAUAAUAAUAAUAAUAGAAUGGAUUCUGGCACUCAUUUGCCAGUAACCGAGUUCUCUGACUUAGGAGUGUCCCUAAAUGCUUUUGAUGGAACAGAACAAAACCACCAGGGAGCCACAGUUGCAGAUUCUGAACGAGGGCCUUCGGAAGAAGAUAUCUUUAACAGGCAGCAGGAUGGUGUUUCUACUGCCACUGCUAGUGGUGAUGUUGAUAAUCCGAUGAAUCUCUCAACUUCCUCUUCUGAAAGAAAAGAUUUGCAGACCAGCCCCAUAGAACUAAUAACAGAACCACCUCAAAUUAAGCUUACUGAUGUUCCCGUAGAUAAUUCAGCUUCAACUCCAAACAUUACAGUUCAUGUAACAGAACAAAGUGACCAGGGAGCCAUGUCUGCAGAGUCUGAAGCUGGAGCUUUAGAAGAUAUCUCAGACAGGCAACAGCAUGGUAGUGAUGUUGAUAAUCAGAUGGAACUCUUGACUUCCUCUUCUGAGGAAAAAGAGUUGCAGAAUGACCAUAAAGAACUAAAGAUUGAUCCAUCUCAAACCAAGGAUACAGAUGUUGCUGUAGGAGCUGUUGGUUCACCUGCUGUCGUUGCUGGCAAUGGUGCUGAUAAUCAGAUAAAUCACUUGGAUUCCCCUUCUGAAAAAAUUGAGCUGCAAAAUGACCACAAAGAACAAAAGAUAAAACUGCCCCAACCCAAGAUUGCUGAUGUGUCUAGAGGAGCUGUUGAUUCACCUGCUGGCAGUGAUGAUAAUCAAACAAAACUCUCGGCUUCCUCUUCUGAAAAAAUAGAGUUGCAGAAUGACCAGACGGAACUAAAGAGAGAUACAUCUCUGACCAAUAUUUGUGAUAUUGCUGUGGGAGCUGUUGACUCGCCUACCUAUGCAAAGCAGAUUGCUGCAAGAAGAGGCCUUAUUGAUACAGCAGCUCCAUUUGAAUCUGUCAAGCAAGCUGUUUCCAAGUUUGGAGGCAUUGUGGAUUGGAAGGCUCAUAGAGUCCAGACCGUGGAGAGACGCAAGCAUGUAGAACAUGAACUUGAUUUGGUACAGCAGGAGAUCCCGGAGUGCAGAAAAAAAUCGGUGGUUGCUGAGCAAGCAAAAACGCAAGUACUGCAGGAGCUGGAUAGCACUAAGAGGCUAAUAGAAGAACUAAAACUUAACCUAGAGAGGGCGCAAACCGAAGAGCGUCAGGCAAGACAGGACUCAGAACUUGCAAAGCUUAGAGUGGAAGAGAUGGAGCAAGGUAUUGCAGACGACUCUAGCAUUGCAGCCAGGGCACAGCUGGAGGUAGCUAAAGCUAGGUACACAUCUGCUAUUACAGAGUUAACAUCUGUAAAAGAGGAGUUGGAAGGAUUGCGCGGGGAAUAUGCAGCAUUAGAUGUUGAAAAAGAUGAAGCUAUUAAGAGAGCUGAAGGCGCUGUUGCUUCAUCGAAGCAAGUGGAGAAGACAGUGGAAGACUUGACUAUUGAGCUGAUUGCCACAAAGGAGGCAUUGGAAAUUGCGCAUACCGCACACAUGGAAGCGGAGGAACACAGAAUAGGAACAGUCAUGGCAAGAGAUCAAGACUAUCUCAAUUGGGAAGAGGAACUUAAACAAGCAGAAGAAGAAAUCCAGAGUCUCAACCAGAAAAUUUUGUCUGCUAAGGAUCUCAAAUCUAAAUUGAACAUGGCCUCCGCUUUGCUGCUUGACUUGAAAGCUGAAUUAAAUGCUUAUAUGGAAUCAAUACCUAACCAUGAAGGUGACAAAGACGGAGUCUCAAAAGGAGAGCUAGAGAAACCAGAGAAGAAGACACCCAAUGAAAUUCAAGAAGCAGUUGCAUCAGCCAAAAAGGAACUUGAGGAAGUGAAGCUUAACAUAGAGAAAGCUACCACUGAGGUAAAUUACUUAAAAGUGGCCGCGGCAUCAUUAAAAUCAGAACUUGAAAAUGAGAAAUCAUCUUUUGCCUCCAUCAGGCAAAGAGAGGGAAUGGCAUCCAUUACAGUUGCAUCUCUUGAAGCAGAACUGGACAGCACUAGAUCAGAAAUGGUUUUGGUUCAGAUGAAGGAAAAAGAAGGCAGAGAGAAAAUCGCUGAGCUACCGAAGAAACUACAGCAAGCAGUUGAAGAGGCUAAUCAGGCCAACUUGCUUGCUCAAGCGGCUCGCGAAGAGUUGCGACGAAUAAAGGAGGAGGCGGAGCAAGCAAAGGCUGGUGCAAGUACAAUGCAAAGCAAAUUACUUGCAGCUCAAAAGGAGAUUGAGGCCGCCAGGGCUUCUGAAAGGUUGGCAAUAGCAGCAACUAAAGCAUUGCAAGAGAGUGAAUCAUCAUCUAGGAACAACAAUGAAUUGGAUUCAUCCUCUUGGGUGACACUUUCUGUGGAGGAGUACUACAAUCUCAGCAAACAAGCACACGACGCAGAACAGCAAGCGAAUAUGAGGGUUGCAGCUGCUAAUUCUGAAAUUGAGAUAGCUAAGGAGUCUGAAUUGAAAACCUUGGAGAAGCUGAAUGAUGUGAAUAGAGAGAUGGCUGCUAGAAGGGAAUCUCUGAAGAUUGCAAUGGAUAAAGCCGAAAAGGCAAGGGAGGGAAAGUUAGGCGUAGAGCAAGAACUAAGAAAAUGGAGGGCUGAACACGAGCAACAGCGAAGAAAUGCCGGUGAAUCAGGCCAAAGAGGAGUGGUGAAGCAGAGUAGUAAAAAUCCUGAGGUUAGUUUUGAAAGACACAAGGAAGCAAAUAGCAUUGACCAAACUCGUAGUGGACCUAUUCCUGCACGUUACUUUUCCACUCCAAAGUCUUUUUCCCAUUCAAACAGUGUAGCAUCCGCAGAUGCAAAAACUGGAAAGAAGAAGAAGAAGUCAUUUUUCCCAUGGGUUUUGAUGUUCUUUGGGAAAAAAAAGGCACAUUCGACGCAUUAAGUGUUAGCCCUAUUGAAAGUAUAUGCAUUGUAAUGCUGCUGCAGUCAUCUGAACAUCUCAUCCUUUCGGAGGUUAUUCAAAAUUAUACCAUACUUGUACAUGUUAGUGAUUACUGUAUGUAUGGUUGAUUGCAUUAUACAUUUAUACUCCAUGUCACAGAGAGGAUUGUGAAUGGUCUCCAACUCACCACUUUAUGAGAAUUGAGAACAUAAAAGUAAGUUCUUCAUCCCUGGUGAGAAAAGAAAAAGAAUAAGAUGAUUACUGUAUUGUGUAUAGGCUUCUGAUAUAUUGAACCUCGGUUUUGGUAAAGAUAUGUGAGAUUUGAUAUCAAAUCAAAGAAAUUUUUUGAGCUUGAGAUUUGGAGUAUUAUGAAUGGCACAGUGUGUGCAUAUUGGAAACAUGUCAUCCAACUGAGCUGGUUACAGUAAAA